AUGUCACAAGAAUCGGAUGAGGCCAAAAUUGUUCACUUGUACAAAUCGGCCAGGGCUUUAGCGCUAUCGCCUAUUUCACAGGCAAUUCAAUUGAGAUGUUUUCAAACUUCGAGUUCAAAAUCGAUCAAUUUGCCUGAAAAUGCAUAUCACCAACAAGCAUGUCCCCAAUGUUGUAUACCUUGGGUACCAGGGCUAACUGUGAAAAUCAGGAUAAAGCUUGGCAAUAGUAUGAGAACAUCUGGAGGUUUAUCCAAAAGGGCCCGUAAGCGAAGGCAGCUUUUACUGCAAAAGAAAUUUUCAAAUUCCCCUCCACAAUUAGAAAGAAAACGGGCUUUAGUUUAUGACUGCUUAGUUUGCGACAACAGAUUGGUAUCUGAUCUGAGUAACAAAAUUACUGUCAGGGAUACUGGCUCAGCUGAGAACAUAAGCUCUGUGAGGGAUAUCAAGAUGGAACUAGCAAAUAACACAUCACCUUUAGAAGUGGUAGCGAGUUCAGCAUUAGAAACAAAUUCCAUCAGUUCGGCCAAAAAGCGGGCUAAAGAGAGGAAAUCCAAGUCUUCUCUAAAAUCAUUACUGGCGAAAAAUAGAGAUAAAGCCUCAACCUCAUCAACGACCAAAUUAGGACUAUCAGACUUUUUCAAGCCAGGUUGA
Sugiyamaella lignohabitans is the source of this 651-nucleotide messenger RNA. RefSeq lists its product as uncharacterized. Bases 1 to 651 code for a protein of 216 amino acids. Lineage: Eukaryota; Fungi; Ascomycota; Dipodascomycetes; Dipodascales; Trichomonascaceae. The record is from RefSeq and is a predicted model, not a curated record. The transcript has a single exon.